Messenger RNA from Penicillium verrucosum, 360 nucleotides. RefSeq lists its product as uncharacterized. NCBI's taxonomy places the organism in Eukaryota, Fungi, Ascomycota, Eurotiomycetes, Eurotiales, Aspergillaceae. The transcript has 3 exons. The coding region runs from base 1 to 360 and encodes 119 amino acids. The record is from RefSeq and is a predicted model, not a curated record.
AUGACUAGUACCUGGAGUCACCAGAGAGACAAGCAGUUGCUUGUGGCUAUCCUAGCCGUCCAUUCUCCCCUGAACUAUUCCGCGAUUGCUAAAGCCAUAGGAGAGGGCGACAGCACUGCAGCUGUGAAACAGCAUCUUUACAGUCUGAAAAACCGUAAUGAAGGAACCUCCGCGAAAUCUCCUACCAAGGACAAUACCGACAACCCCACUGGCCGUGGCCGCAAGUCUACCAAAACCACCGGCAAGCGCAAGACUGCGUCGGUCGCCCAGUCUGAAAAGGAAAACGACACCGUUGUCGAGAGCCAGGAUGAGCAAGGGGAUGAAUCCGCCUCCAGUCCUACUAAGCAGCGCAAGCUCUAA